Messenger RNA from Halichondria panicea, 2466 nucleotides. RefSeq lists its product as uncharacterized. The record is from RefSeq and is a predicted model, not a curated record. Lineage: Eukaryota; Metazoa; Porifera; Demospongiae; Suberitida; Halichondriidae. The transcript is spliced from 7 exons. Bases 1393 to 2451 code for a protein of 352 amino acids.
AAAUCCCUUGAAUUCCUGCUGAGAGAAUCAGAGGAAAAUACUCAAAAGUUGGAGGCCAAACUCAAGGGCCUUGUCGAUGACAGGAAAGUGUUGGAACAAGGAUUGUCUGACACUAAGAACAGGCUAGAAGGUGAACUAAAUAUCCUCUCGGUAAGUGGUUAAAGUAAAGCGGUGCAGUGAGCUAGACCUGUCUGUACGUAGCAGUCACCCUUGGGUACACCAACAUGCAGUGGAUGUUAGAGAGAUGGCCUAUUAACACAGGUCACACGUCCGAACACAAGCUAUAUGCAUAUGCUAUAAUUAUAUAUGCGUGGAGCUUAUCAAGUGUAUUAUACUAUAUAUAGAGCCGGGUGACCUGCCAAGAGUGAUCAUGUGCCAAUAGAUUACACAAAUAUUGUGUAUAGAAAGUGCAUGUACACUAUACCGGUUGUAAUCAAUUGUUAUACAGAUAAUUAAGUCAUGCAAAUCUUCAGUCAGAAAAACAGCAUUUCAAUGACCGACUACGUGAUAAGGACACUGCUAUGGAAGAUUUAUCAAAUAAAUUUACUGAGAGUUGGCUAAAGAAAGAGACGCCAUGAUUUGUAAGUGUGACUGGUAUCAAACACAAUUAAAGGAAUCGACACCAGAACACCAUAAACAUCUCCUCAACAAAAAAUUUAAAGAGGUCGAAGACUUGCAUGCAUGAAGAGCUACAUAAAAUAAAGAUUCAGUUAAACGGGCUGACACUGCAGUAUAAAUUAAGAGGCUGAGCUGCAUGGUCCUUGUGAAUCAAAGCAAGAUAAUAGAGACGCAAUUUAAUGACCUAGAGAAGAAAAUGGCUGAAAUUAAGGCACUCUAAAAGCUGCUACAUUUAAACGAACUUCUAGCGAUGGUCGACAACAUCGCAGUACAAGCCCUUGACAACUCACAAAUCGAAGACGCCUAAGUGAAAGCAAUGUUGUGCUAAAUACGCCAACAGAGCAAGGAGCUAAAUUUGGUAUACCGGUACACAAUGUAUACAAGCAUCAACUCCAACAAAUUCCAAACAUCAAGAUCACCAAUUCUGCUAUUACAGCAAUUCCCACCCUCCAGGUAUUGUGACUGCCGCAGGGAUACCUCAAUCUUCCAGUCGGUUGUCUGAUAUUCCCCAAACCAGCACAAAGAAAGUUUACAUGAACCAGCCACCUUCGAAUUCAGUGCCGAAAAAUAAUAAUCUCUACCACGAUAUCGAUGGAAUUCUCAGCCCACCAGACAAUUCUUUGGGAGUACAUUAUCAAAAUGUCCCUUUGUAGAAAGUGCACACGAUUCAAGAAAGGCAUAUGAAAUGGAGCCAUACAAACUAACUCAUGCUGAAGUUAAGGACAAAUCUAGUAGACAAAAUGUCGACCAUGUCCAUAAAUCCUCCCACAAACGAUGGAAGAAUGGAAGGUACAUGUACUUAAAGGACAAGUGAACGAUCAAGAUAUUCUUGACGAGAUGUCACAAAACGAGCUCGUACAACAAGUGAAAUCCCUUGAAUUCCUGCUGAGAGAAUCAGAGGAAAAUACUCAAAAGUUGGAGGCCAAACUCAAGGGGCUUGUCGAUGACAAGAAAGUGUUGGAACAAGGAUUGUCUGACACUAAGAACAGGCUAGAAGGUGAACUAAAUGUCCUCUCGUCAGAAAAACAGCAUUUCAACGACCGACUACGUGAUAAGGACACUGCUAUGGAAGAUUUAUCAAAUAAAUUUACUGAGUUGGCUAAAGAAAGAGACGCCAUGAUUUGUAAGUGUGACUGGUAUCAAACACAAUUAAAGGAAUCGACACCGGAACACCAACAAUCUCUUAAACGUCUCCUCAACAAAAAGUUUAAAGAGGUCGAAGACUUGCAUGAAGAGCUACAUAAAAUAAAGAUCCAGUUAAACGGGCUGACACUGCAGUAUAAAGAGGCUGAGCUGGUCCUUGUGAAUCAAAGUAAGAUAAUAGAGACGCAAUUUAAUGACCUAGAGAAGAAAAUGGCUGAAAUUAAGGCUCUAAAAGCUGCUACAUUUAAACAAACUUCUCGCGAUGGUCGACAACAUCGCAGUACAAGCCCUCGACAAGUCACGAAUCGAAGACGCCAAAGUGAAAGCAACGCUGUGCUAAAUACGUCAACAGAGGAAGCAGCUAAAUUUGGUAUACCGGUACACAAUGUACAAGCAUCAACUCCAACAAAUUUCCAAACAUCAAGAUCACCAAUUCCGCUAUCACAGCAGAUUGUCCAAUUCCCACCCUCAGGUAUUGUGACUGCCGUUGAAGCAGGGAUACCUCAAUCUUCCAAUCAGUUGUCUGAUAUUCCUCAAAACGACACAAAGAAAGUGUACGUGAACCAACCACCUUCGAAUUCAGUGCCUCAAAAUCAUCUCUACCAUAAUAUCGAUGGAAUUCUCAUCCCACCAGACAGCCCACCAGACAUUUCUUCGGGAGUGUUGAGCUCUUUCUUGUAUCUAGACUAAGAACUAGACAGGCUA